This is a messenger RNA of Aplysia californica (California sea hare), 540 nucleotides long. RefSeq names its product sodium-dependent neutral amino acid transporter B(0)AT2. NCBI's taxonomy places the organism in Eukaryota, Metazoa, Mollusca, Gastropoda, Aplysiida, Aplysiidae. Gene Ontology annotation, cellular component: membrane. Gene Ontology annotation, biological process: sodium ion transmembrane transport. The record is from RefSeq and is a predicted model, not a curated record.
GGCCGAGGCGAUCUAUUUACCCUGGCCCUGGUGGUGCAUGUUUUUGGCGGGAAUCCUCAUCCUCCUCUCGAUCAUCUGGAUACCGGUUGUUGCCCUGACAACCUACCUGUCGGGACGGGGGUUACUUAAACAGGACAAGCCCACCAACUUCCCCCUGGAGACACUGAAACGAGAACGAGGCCUCUCAUCCACAGAGCGACCACCGUCCAGCAGGUUCCAGAAAGUUAUUCUUGGAUUUGAAGAUUGACUAUAAGAUAGAAAUAGAUCUAUAGAUUUGAAGUAGACUUAUAAUUCUAUUGUUUUUUUACUUGAAGAUGAAGUUGAAGUUGAAGAGGCACACCACCGACUUUCUGACACGCUUGAUGAGUUAGAAAAUAAUGAGCAAUGUCAACCACCCAGUAGGGUGAAGUAAGUACAAAGUAUGAUACGAUCCAUAAAGCAGAUGUUCGACGUUUGACUUUGAGUCGAAUUACCAUAUGUGUGGGGCAGCGUGGUGGAAUCAGGCUCUCGUCAAUGUUUGGGCAUGUAGAGUUAUUGGUA